GCGGCGUUGGAGGCUUUCCGGCGGUUUUUUGGGGGGUGGGAAUACCGGGGGAGCUGGUUUCCCAGAGCCGCGACUCUGCCAGCCCAGAGCAGACUCCACGCCGGCGCCCCGGCCCGCGCUUCGCCCUUGGGACCGAUGCCGGCGGCGUCCUGAGCCCCCCCCCCCGAGUGGGGCGGGAACGUGAGGCUGCGGGGCGGCCUCGCCUGCUGGCCUCGGGCUGCGUGGUUGUCCUGCAAGGCCAGGAUGAAAAAGUUUCCGAAGAAGAGCCAGAACGAGAAGUACCGGCUGAAGUACUUGCGGCUGCGCAAAGCGGCCAAGGCCACGGUGUUUGAAAAUGCUGCUAUUUGUGAUGAAAUUGCUCGUCUUGAGGAAAAAUUUCUUAAAGCAAAAGAAGAAAGAAGGUACUUGCUAAAGAAGCUCCUCCAACUUCAGGCACUAACAGAAGGGGAAGUACAGGCUGCACCUCCUUCCCACAGCUCCAGUUUGCCCCUGACUUAUGGUGUGGCCGGUUCUGUGGGUGCUAUACAGGGAACUGGGCCCAUUUCUGGGCCCAGCACAGGGGCUGAGGAACCAUUUGGGAAGAAAUCCAAGAAGGAGAAAAGAGAAAAAGGCAAAGAGAACAACAAAUUGGAAGUUCUGAAGAAAACAUCCAAGAAAAAGAAAAUGGAGGGAGGUGCUCGCAAGCUGGUUCAGCCCAUUGCCCUGGAUCCCUCAGGACGGCCUGUGUUCCCCAUCGGACUAGGGGGUCUAACAGUAUAUAGCCUGGGGGAGAUCAUCACCGACCGACCUGGCUUCCAUGAUGAGUGCACCAUCUACCCCGUGGGCUACUAUAGUACACGAUUGUAUACCAGCAUGAAGUGCCCAGACCAAGAGUGUCUAUAUACCUGUCAGAUCAAGGAUGGUGGUGUGCAGCCUCAGUUUGAAAUUGUUCCCGAAGAUGAUCCCCAGAAUGUCAUUGUUGGCUCUUCUGCAGAUGCUUGUCAUGAAGAACUGCUUAGAAUCAUCAAUGCUAGAGUGGGAAAGAUAAUGCCUAACCUGCUUCCAUCUGGAGCUGACUUUUUUGGGUUUUCUCAUCCAGUCAUUCACAACCUCAUCCAAAGUUGUCCAGAAGCUCAAAAAUGUGUCAAUUACCAGUUGGUAAAAUUUGAUGCAUGCAAACCUGAAGAAGGACUACCAGAGAAUGAGAUAGCUAUGAGCUUUGAAGUCUUUCAGAAACAGACUUUUGGUGAAGAUCAUGAUGAUCCCAUUCUGCCAGGAUCUUUGGACCUGCCUGAGCUACAGCCUGCAGCCUUUGUGACUUCUUACCCACCUGAGUUCCUGACACGCGAACCCUUAGUAGGCACUCACCUGCAGCACCUGGAGUGUCCAUCACAGUGCAGCCCAGUUCUGUCUUCAGACUGAAGAAAGGAUCAGAUCUCACUUUAUUUUCAUCACAAUGACUUUUUUAACCAAAACUUAGAAUAUAUGGGAUAAAGGCAGCCAUUCAUGACUGAAGAAGAUUUUUAUCACAUUUCAUCAUGGGAGUUCCCAUGGUGAUAAUUUACCCUAGAAGCAACUUCACUUUAUUUUUAGUAAAAAAAAAAAAAAAAUUCUCUUAAACAUUUGGUUUUCAUCUUCUUGUAAUCAGAGUAUAAUCUUGUUUGGCUCUGCCUAAAGUAGACUUCAGUAUUAAUCUGCUUUGUCUGUUUGGGCUGAGAUAGCAAAGUACCAUAGACUGAGUGGCUUAGUGACAGCAAUUUUAUUUCCCAUGGUUCUAGAGACUGGAAGUCCCAAGUUCAAGGUGCUGACAGUGCCUACUGAGGACCUGUUUCUGGUUCAGAGAGAGCCAUCUAGCUGUAACCUCCAUAAAAGGGGCAGAGGAACUCCUGUGGUCCCUUUUAUAAAGGCACUAAUCCCAUGCAGAACCCUAUGGCCUACUUCCCUCCCUGAGGCUUCAACUCCCCACACCAUCACAGUAAGGAUUAGGAUUUAAUUUAUGACUUGACCUAGUGAGUAUGUAAUAGCUGCCAAUUUUUGAGUAAGGUUCAAAAUCCUCUUUAACCCAUUUCAUAUGCUUUCUAUUCCUUAUUGGAGAUUGUACUUUUAGUUCUGUGUGCUGAAACCAAAUAACAGAUUCACAGGGGACAUGGUUGGGAGUUGUUCCCAUCUCCCUAAUGCAGUAGAGUGACAUCAUUCCAUUUUAACCAUGUAGAGCAUAACUCUGCAUGCUACACAACUGAACUCUUUGGUCCCUGUACAUAGCAUUAAUGUGGAGCUUAGUGUAUCACCUAAUCCCAUCAGUGCAGGUUCAUCCUACCUUGUGCAUUGCUUCUAGGUGCCCAAGGCUGGCUUGAGUAGUUAGGGAAGGGACAAAAAAAAAAGCAGAAGCAGAAUGGGGAAAGCAGUGGUGAGAAUGAAUUGUUUGUGUGCUGUAUAAUUCAUGAUUGCCAACCGAAGACAAUAUAAAUAAGAUGAUUAGGAUAUUAAAGAAAUGUGACCAGCAGAGAAAAGAAUCAGAAAGAACAGUAUUUGGAGCAUAGCACCCUGGCCACUGUCAGCAUCUACAUAACUGGUAUAAUGUUUUUUGUUUUAUGUUUGGCUUUUUUGUUUGUUUUAGCAGUCUGGGGUUUGAACUCAGGGCUUCCUGC
Dipodomys ordii (Ord's kangaroo rat) is the source of this 2627-nucleotide messenger RNA. RefSeq names its product transforming growth factor beta regulator 1 (gene Fyrd1). The transcript has 9 exons. Bases 244 to 1401 code for a protein of 385 amino acids. Gene Ontology annotation, biological process: regulation of cell cycle. NCBI's taxonomy places the organism in Eukaryota, Metazoa, Chordata, Mammalia, Rodentia, Heteromyidae. Gene Ontology annotation, cellular component: nucleus. The record is from RefSeq and is a predicted model, not a curated record.